CCAAAUCAUAUUUUAUGGACCCUCUUGGCUAUACUGAUCAGUGAUCACGCAUGAAAGAGGAAAGCUCAGCCAUUAAUUUUUCUUUCGCUUAUAUUCUAUCUUGCUCUAUAUUUUUUAUGCUUCCAGACCUUCUUGAUUUAAAUAAUAAUGUUGUGAUGGUAAAAAAAAUCACAAUACAUGUUUAUUCUGCUAUGAGAUUAUGAAGUUAUGAAACCAAAGCAACGGAAAGAUGGUUUUCAUCUAACUUACUAGGAGUUAGGACCAUUAAAUUAUUUAAUCAAACCUAAUAAUAAGCUGUACUUCUUCCAAUAAAUUAACGGUUCCAAUUUCGAAUAAACUAUAAAUAGAAAGUAAAAAUUCCAUAAUAAACUCCAUAUAGACACCAUCCUCUCCAACCUUUCUUCUUCUUCUCCGUAACCUAAAACUCUGUCUAAUUAAAUCCAACCAAAAAAAAAAAAAAGUUCAUCAUCUUCUUCUUAUGUCUUCAAUGCAUAAGAAAGGUACAAGCAGAGACGUAAAUGGCCAAGCAUUUACAAAACUAACAAAAGUUGAAACUAUUCCAGAUCCAGACAUUUACGACAUUACCUAUGUCGAUAUCUCUCCCUCCGAAGGCUCCUCUUCUCCAUUAUCCAAAUCACCAUGGUCCGUACAAGUCGAUCCAUCCGCAGUAGAUUCACCGUAUCAUUCGGUGAAAGCUACGACGGAGACAACCAAAGAAAAAACAACCAACCACUCUCCUAAUAUUCUCAUGGGAUCUCUUGUUCGCGAAGAAGGUCAUAUCUAUUCAUUAGCUACAUCAGGAGAUUUACUCUACACCGGAUCUGAUUCCAAGAACAUUAGGGUUUGGAAAAACCAUGUUGAGUUCUCGAGUUUUAAAUCGAAUAGCGGAUUGGUUAAAGCCAUUGUACUUGCUGGAGAUAAAAUUUUUACCGGUCAUCAAGAUGGUAAGAUCCGUGUGUGGAAAGCUGCAUCUAAAGAAUCAAACGUUCAUCGUCGUGUAGGUACAAUGCCUAAUCUUCUUGAUUAUAUAAGAAACUCCAUUGGUCCUUCUUCUUACUUCAACUUCACGCGACGUAAUCGUAGCAGUGCUGCGUUAGGGUUUCGACAUUUAGACGCGAUUUCGUGUCUCGCGUUAAGCGAAGAUAAGAGGUUGUUGUACUCUGGAUCUUGGGAUAAAACGUUUAAAGUUUGGAGAGUUUCGGAUUUGCGGUGUUUGGAAUCUGUUAACGCUCAUGAAGAUGCGGUAAACGCUGUCGUUUCGGGUUUUGACGGUUUGGUUUUUACCGGUUCAGCUGAUGGUACGGUUAAGGUUUGGAGAAGAGAAGAUCAAGCGAAGGAGACGAAACAUUUCUUCUCGGAGACGUUAUUGAAACAAGAUUGUGCCGUUACGGCGAUCGCUGUUGAUCAAAGCGCGACGUUAGUUUAUUGUGGUUCGUCUGACGGAACCGUUAAUUUUUGGGAACGUGAGAAUAAUAUGAAAAACGGCGGCGUUUUGAAAGGUCAUAAACUCGCCGUGCUUUGUCUUGUCGCGGCGGGGAAUUUGAUGUUUAGUGGUUCUGCUGAUUUAGGGAUACGUGUGUGGAGGAGACCAGAAGGUGGUUGUGGUGGUGGAGGUGAGCAUGUUUGUCUUUCGGUUUUGACCGGACAUGCUGGUCCGGUUAAGUGUUUGGCGGUCGAGAGAGAUCAAGAAUCGGCUUCCGGUGAGAGACGGUGGAUUGUGUAUAGUGGAAGUUUAGAUAGAUCGGUGAAGAUGUGGCGGGUGUCGGAGAGUUCACCGCCGAUGGUAAAUCAAGAAUUUCGGUCGCCGGAUCAGUUUGGUGGUGGUGGUGGUGGUGGUCCGUCAGUGUUAUCGGUGGCUCCUAGCUUCUCGGCUCAAGGGAGGGUUAGUCCCAAAAAAUAGUUGUUUGUUUUUUGUAUGUAAACAAAACCGAAGAAUUCAAAUGUGUAUGUAAAUUGUAAUUAAUUAUGUUAAAACAGAUUUUGAUCCAACAAACUUCAAGCAUUUUAAUUCGAGGAGUUCCGGUUCGCCUUAACCGGGAUUCUGACAAUUUUUUUUGACAGAC
This is a messenger RNA of Arabidopsis lyrata subsp. lyrata, 2063 nucleotides long. Its product is annotated as protein JINGUBANG. Bases 479 to 1900 code for a protein of 473 amino acids. The transcript has a single exon. Gene Ontology annotation, molecular function: protein binding. NCBI's taxonomy places the organism in Eukaryota, Viridiplantae, Streptophyta, Magnoliopsida, Brassicales, Brassicaceae. The record is from RefSeq and is a predicted model, not a curated record.